Cercopithifilaria johnstoni is the source of this 1212-nucleotide messenger RNA. NCBI's taxonomy places the organism in Eukaryota, Metazoa, Nematoda, Chromadorea, Rhabditida, Onchocercidae. The record is from the annotation of a GenBank genome assembly.
AUGGCAAAGCAACGUAAUAAGAACAAAGCCGACCAAGAAGAUUUCGCUGUUUUCUCAUCCGUUUCACGCAAAACUGUGGUAGAAGUGAACAGUGAUGACAGUGAUGAUGGAUCCUGUGUUACGCAUUCUGAUGAGGAGGAUCUGACUGAUAUAGUGACUCCUUCCGAUCAGCUGGAUGGUUUUCUUGAUAGGGCUACCAGCAAAAACGUAUCCAUUCGUUUGGCUGCAGUAAGUAAUAUCGAAAUCUUAUUAACUAGACGAUAUAUAGCUCUCGAGAAGUGGGCUGCUACUUUAAUAGACAUUAUUGAUAAAGCAUUACGAAAAACUGAUGAGGAAGCAAAAAUUGCUGCUUCUGUAUCUAUUUUGGUUUCAAUUCAGUUGGGAGAAAAGAUUGCCGGCGAAAUGGAAUCGAUCGUUAGUUUUUUGUGCCAAAUAUGCACAGAUCCAACUCGAAAUGUUCAGCUGCGUAGCCAAUGUGCACGUUCAACAGCUCUUUGUACUUUUCUAUGCUUGGAACAGCCAGCAACUAUUCUUGCAUCUGUUGCUGCAUUACGAUCUAUUUGGUUUACUGUGAAAUCAAGCGCUGUUUCUGUAAAGCUAUUUUGCGUAGCUUUAUCAGGGUGGUCUCUAUUGAUUCAUAAAGGAGGACAAGAAGCUUUGAGAGUUGCAUUACUAGAUGAACCCAAGUUAUGUACGUUUCUCGGUGGCAUGCAGCUGGAAAUGAGACUAAGUGCGGGUAAAGCUUUGGCAGUUUUGCUGGAAGCUGCCGUAAUGACAUUCGGUGACAAAUAUCGAUUUCCCAACCAGCAGCGUAUUUUGGAUAUCUUUGCAAAUUUGACAACCGAUUCACUGAAAUUUCGAGCCAAAAAAGAUCGAAAAGUAGAGAAGUUCAUAUUCAGGCAGUUGUAUGCAUCCAUAAAGGAACAAGAAGCGCCGGUAUUUGAUGUAAGAUUUGGCGAUGAAACAUUGAGUAUAAAAUCUUGUCAAAAGAAGCUCUUGUACGAAUUUAUUUGUGGCGUUUUGCAUGGCAGCAUAAAUUCCCAUCUCAAAAUGAAUCCCAUUUUAAGAGAGCAAUUUGAUUUAGGACCGAUAACUGAAGUAUUUCCAACGAAAACUGAAAAACUACGACGGGUUGCCAUACAUAAUGCAAUCAACAAAACAAGGGAUUUGCAGCGGUUAAAGCAGAGGGACAAACGCACGGUGUACUUUUAG